CAAAACUGCCCAAUAAAACACCACAAGCAAAGUAUUCAAUGUACUUUCAGCAGGAUCAGGUACCUUUAGUGGACUUUUCUUUUUCUUUUUCUUUUUCUUUUUACGCUUUUCUUCCCUCCUUUUAGCCGGACCUCUUCUUAAAAAAUAAAAAAAUCUUUCCUUCAGAAGCAGCACGCCUCUCGAGCCCCAAUAGUUAAGAAAACCACGCAAACGUAGCAGAUGUAACAACAGCCUUCCACUGGCCGGAGAUUGAUAGUCAACAAGUGCUACGUGAUGACCAGAGCUCCAGGGAAGGGCAGUGCUCGCAGCAACGCGGAAGGUCACCCAAGUGAGCAAGACAAGGGUAAGACAGGGGCAAGAGGGAGGGGUCAGGCCUCCUGUUCGGCGGUCAGGUACACCAGUAUAUAUGCAACGUUUAUAAGAAUGAAGCCUUGACUCAAGCCUUGUAUUUGUUCUGCUGUUCAGGAAGGUGACGCUGCAGACCAAGACCUCUCCUUUACCCUCAGCAGCAGCACUACACACCACAUCGCCUCUGCCCAAACCCACCCCAGGAUGGUGGGGUGCAGCGCUGCACUCCUGAUGUCACUCCUGACCUCAGUGGCGGCCUUCUCCAUUAUCCAGUUCCCAGGCAUUAAAUAUCAUAAUUAUCCGGACUACAUCUACUAUCCCCGUGUGGAAUGUACAACCAAUGGCUUCUUCCGUCACCCCAGAAACUGCUCCUUCUACUACUUGUGUCAAGCUAGAAUUGUCCCCGGUUACUUCAGUGUUUACCACUUCCAAUGUGAGCCGGGCACUGUCUACCACGAGAACUACAGCCAGUGUGUCCAUCCAUACAAUGCCCCUCCACCGUGCGGCACCACUAUGCAAGCCGCCACCACCACCACCACCACCACUACCACCACCACCACCACUCCAUGCAGCACUACGUCUUCCACUACACUAAACACCACGUCAACUAGCCACUCUCAAACAACACCCACACCAACUAGCCACUCUCCCACCACACCCACACCAACUAGCCACUCUCCCACCACACCCACACCAACUAGCCACUCUCCCACCACACCAACUAGCCACUUUCCCACCACACCAACUAGCCACUCUUCCACCACACCAACUAGCCACUCUCCCACCACCCACUCUUCCACCACACCCACACCAACUAGCCACUCUCCCACCACACCAACUAGCCACUCUCCCACUACACCCACACCAACUAGCCUUUCUCCCACCGCACCCACACCAACUAGCCACUCUUCCACCACACCCACACCAACUAGCCACUCUCCCACCACACCCACACCAACUAGUCACUCUCCCACCACACCAACUAGCCACUCUCCCACCACACCUACACCAACUAGCCACUCUUCCACCGCACCCACACCAACUAGCCACUCUUCCACCACACCCACACCAACUAGCCACUCUCCCACCACACCAACUAGCCACUCUCCCACCACACCCACACCAACUAGCCACUCUCCCACCACACCCACCCACUCUCCCACCACACCAACUAGCCACUCUCCCACCACACCCACACCAACUAGCCUUUCUCCCACCGCACCCACACCAACUAGCCACUCUUCCACCACACCCACACCAACUAGCCACUCUCCCACCACACCCACACCAACUAGUCACUCUCCCACCACACCAACUAGCCACUCUCCCACCACACCUACACCAACUAGCCACUCUUCCACCGCACCCACACCAACUAGCCACUCUUCCACCACACCCAAACCAACUAGCCACUCUCCCACCACACCAACUAGCCACUCUCCCACCACACCCACACCAACUACAACUAGCCACUCUCCCACCACACCAACUAGCCACUCUCCCACCACACCCACACCAACUAGCCACUCUCCCACCACACCAACUAGCCACUCUCCCACCACACCCACACCAACUAGCCACUCUCCCACCACACCAUCUAGCCACUCUCCCACCACAUCCACACCAACUAGCCACUCUCCCACCACACCAUCUAGCCACUCUCCCACCACAUCCACACCAACUAGCCACUCUCCCACCACACCAACUACCCACUCUCAAACAACACCCACACCAACUAGCCACUCUCCCACCAAACCCACACCAACUAGCCACUCUCCCACCACACCCACACCAACUAGCCACUCUCCCACCACACCAACAAGCCACUCUCCCACCACACCCACACCAACUAGCCACUCUCCCACCAAACCAACUAGCCACUCUCCCACCACACCCACACCAACUAGCCACUAUCCCACCAGACCAACUAGCCACUCACCCACCACACCAACUAGCCACUCUCCCACCACACCAACUAGCCACUCUCUCACCACACCCACACCAACCAGCCACUCUUCCACCACACCCACAUCAACUAGCCACUCUCCCACCACACCACCUAGCCACUCUCCAAGCACACCCACACCAACUAGCCACUCUCCCACCACACAAACACCAACUAGCCACUCUCCCACCACACCCACACCAACUGGCGACUCUCCCACCACACCCACACCCACUAGCCUCUCUCCCACUACACCAACUAGCCACUCUCCUACCACACCAAUUAGCCACUCUCCCAUCACACCCACACCAACUAGCGAAUCUCCCACCACACCCACACCCACUAGCCUCUCUCCCACCACACUAACUAGUCACUCUCCCACCACACCAACUAGCCACUCUCCCACCACACCAACUAGCCACUCUCCCACCACACCUAUACCAACUAGCUAUUCUCCCACCACACCAACUAGCCACUCUCCCACCACACCAACUAGCCACUCUCCCACUACACCCACACCAAGCAGCCACUCUCCCACCACAACCACACCAACCAGCCACUCUCCUACCACACCCACAGCAACUAACCACUUUCCCAUCACACCAACUAGCCACUCUCCCACCACACCUAAACCAACUAAGCAUUCUCCCACCACACCAACUAGCCACUCUCCUACCAAGCCAACUAGCCACUCUCCCACCACACCCACACCCACUAGCCAUUCUCCCACCACGCCAACUAGCCACUCUCCCACCACACCCACACCAACUAGCCACUCUCCCACCACACCCACACAAACUAGCCACUCUCCCACCACACCCACACCAACCAGCCACUCUCCUACCACACCCUCACCAAGCAGCCACUCUCCUACCACACCAACUAGCCACUCACCCACCACACCCAAACCAACUAGCCACUCUCCCACCACACCAACUAGCCACUCUCAAACAACACCCACACCAACUAGCCACUCUCCCACCACAUCCACACAAACUAGCCACUCUCCCACCACACCCACACCAACUAGUCAUUUUCCCGCAAUACCAACUAGCCACUCUCCCACCACACCAACUAGCCACUCUCCCACCACACCCACACCGACCAGCCACUCUCCCACCACACCACCUAGCCACUCUCCUACCACUCCAACAAGCCACUCUCCCACAACACCCACACCAACUAGCCAUUCUCCCAACACACCAAUUAGCCACUCUCCAACAGCAUCCACAUCAACUAGCCAACUUCCUGUCCGACCAUCUACCCUCACACCCACACCAACACCACCUGAACCACCUCAACCACCUGAUCCUACCAUCCAACCACCCAGACCACCUACUUCUACCAUCCAACCACCCCAUCCAACCAUCCGACCACCCCAUCCAACUAUCCGACCACCCCGUCCAACCAUCCAACCACCCCGUCCAACCAUCCGACCACCCAGACCACCUUUUCCUACCAUCCAACCACCCCGUCCAACUGUCCGACCACCCCGUCCAACCAUCCGACCAUCCCGUCCAACCAUCCGACCACCCAGACCACCCCGUCCAAUCAUCCGACCACCCCGUCCAAUCAUCCGACCACCCCAUCCAACCAUCCGACCACCCAGACCACCCAUCUGGCCACCCCGACCAAUUCCCUGGAUACCACCUAUCAAUCCAACCCGACCAUCCCGUCCAAUCAUUCGGCCACCACGACCAAUCUGGCCACCUCGUCCAGUCAUUCGACCACGACCAAUCCAACCAUCCCGUCCAACCAUCUCAAGACAUCCAACAUUCCACGAACAUUUUUCAUCAUCGUAUGAACAUGCACAAGGGCAUCACAAACCUAAAAGACCAUCCAAAUCAAAUCAACCAUUCAUCAGCCGCCCUGGCCACUAUCCAUCUAAGCCCAAAGUGCGUGAAGACCAGCACCAUCCUUCCAGUACACAUUCUGACCAUCCACCUCAUGAGUAUAACGAUUCAAUGGGAUCUGAACAUUCUGAGCCAUCCUUCAGAACUUCAGGCUUCACAACGGAAAAUCUUGUUUUAGCCUUGAAUACUGAAGAUGACAAGGAAUCCUACCAGAAUCAUUCAUCUGCUUCCUCCCAACACAAGUACUCCCCUCCCGCCAUCCUGACGCUCUCUCUGACACACACUCCAGUCUUCCAGUGCUCCGAUACCUCAAGGAACUACAUCCAGCGCAGCAUUCCUCAGCUUCAGUGUGAUGACUUCUUCUUCUGCGACCUUGAUGGCACCUACCGGGGCCGGCAGAUGCUGUGUCGCGCCUACUAUCACUGCCAGCACGGCCACGGCGGGGACUGGGAAGUGGAGCUGAGGAUCUGCCCAGGGGAAACACUCUACAGCAAGGAAGCUGACGAGUGCGCUGCUAUCCCGUCAGAUGACGUGCUGUGUUACCAUCCUUUGUAAUACAAAACAAUCGGAGAGGAUAAAUGAUAAAUAAUAAUUCUCUCUCUCUCUCUCUCUCCUCUCUCUCUCUCUCUCUCUCUCUCUCUCUCUCUCUCUCUCUCUCUCUCUCUCUCUCUCUCUAAGUUGUUCAGUGCUGACAAAAUACGUGUAGCUCUUAAAGAAAGCUUACAAAACUCACCUUUUUUCCUUUUCUUCUCCCUCUCUUUUUUUCGCAAAAUUUUAAUAUAUUUAAGCAUUUUUUUUAAUAAGAAACUCCUGCUUUUUAUUUUUAACAAUUUGCUUUUCGAGUUUGAUAAAAAAAAACUACUUGAAACGAAAAGCAACUUUCAUGUUUCCCUCUUCUUUUUUUCUUUUACGAAAAUCUUUUACGGUUUUUUUCUUUUACGAAUCUACCACACUGUUAAUACUGCAGGCAAGAAGAUAUGUAUUAUGGAUAUGAAGGGAAAUGUACUUGUUGAUUUUGAGAAUAAACGUUUUGGUGUAUCA
Scylla paramamosain (green mud crab) is the source of this 5187-nucleotide messenger RNA. RefSeq names its product mucin-2-like. The transcript is spliced from 9 exons. Gene Ontology annotation, molecular function: chitin binding. Gene Ontology annotation, cellular component: extracellular region. The coding region runs from base 553 to 4701 and encodes 1382 amino acids. The record is from RefSeq and is a predicted model, not a curated record. Lineage: Eukaryota; Metazoa; Arthropoda; Malacostraca; Decapoda; Portunidae.